AGUCACUGCGCAGCAUUCCCCACAUUCCGAACGCAUGUAAUAAAAGUGAAAACAGCCUCUAGACAGCCUGGCCAUGUUGUUUCACUAGUGUUUGGUUAAACUGUCAAAAAGUUGAUUAAUUAGUGUCAAAAAAAUGGAAGAAACGUCCGUUUCAAAUCCGCCUUUAUUGCCCGAAAAAUCGAAAAAGCGUUACGAAACCACGUACAGAAUGUUUAAAGAUUGGUGUUUGACGAAGAACAAUGCUCCCGUUUCGGAGGCUCUCCUUCUGGCGUACUUUCAGGAGAAGGAUUCGAUUCUGAGGUCACCUUCCAGCAAAUGGUGUGAAUAUUCAAUACUGAAAACGACGAUUUUUAUCAAUGAGAAUAUCGAUAUCUCCAAGUAUUUGAAAUUGAGGGCGUUUUUGAAGCGACAAAAUGCUGGGUAUAAGCCGAAAAAAUCGAAUACUUUCAAUAGGGAAAUGAUUAACCAGUUUUUGGAGCAGGCGCCUGACGAGAAAUAUUUACUUAUGAAGGUCGCCAUGUUGAUGGGAAUCACCGGCGCAUGCCGCAACCACGAACUGUGCGACAUGAAAGUGGAAAACGUGAAAGAAGCCGGCGAUGUUUUCAUCGUAAAAAUCCCCGAUUCAAAUACGGGUAUUCCCCGAAUGUUUGUCCUCACCGAUCAUUUAGACAAAGUGCGCAAAUACAUCGAGUUUCGCUCGAAAAUAACCGUCGAUUGUUCGCGUUUUUUCAUGCGAUAUCAUGAAGGCAGAUGUUACAAUCAACCAGUUGGCAUAAACACAUUCCUUGAAAUUCCCUCCAGAAUCGCCAAGUAUUUGAAUUUGGAAAAUGCCGAAGGUUACACGGGACGCGCCUUUCGCAAAACUUCGGCAAUGUUGUCGGCCAACAUCGGCCUAGCUCGGUGGAAUUUCCCCUGUAUUAAUGAAAACAUCACAAAGGUUUCCCCGAUUAUUCAAAAUAAUAAUACUAUUAGUAGUGAAGUUGUUAAUCUCGAUGCUCCUGAGGAGUUGGUAAAUGUUAAGGAAGAAGUGUUGAGUGACGAAAUGUCAAGUGUGGAGGAUAAUACGAGCGAAGCGAAUAAAAUCUCCUACAAUAUUAACGGUAGUGAAGUUGCCGAUUUAUCGACAACUCGCUGCAAAGACGAGAUUGUUAUCAACGGGAGCGAUUUUUCAAGCUCGGAUCAAAAUAUUAAAAUCACUAAAACGGAAAAUAAUGGAAAUCCGUCGUUUGUUAUUAAUGUUAGUAAUUGUAGCAAUUGUAAUCUCACUAUAAAUAUAAAUUAUUGAACUAUU
Tribolium castaneum (red flour beetle) is the source of this 1291-nucleotide messenger RNA. RefSeq lists its product as uncharacterized. The coding region runs from base 134 to 1285 and encodes 383 amino acids. The record is from RefSeq and is a predicted model, not a curated record. Gene Ontology annotation, molecular function: DNA binding. Lineage: Eukaryota; Metazoa; Arthropoda; Insecta; Coleoptera; Tenebrionidae. The transcript has 2 exons. Gene Ontology annotation, biological process: DNA recombination; DNA integration.